AUGUAAUAAGAUUAAAUGUAAACAAAUAAAAGACUUUAAUUCUAAGAAAUAGUAGAUAAACACUUUGAUGAUUCAUUACCAUUAUUUAUGGAUAUUCUUAGAGUACCUAGUCAAUCUAGAGAAUUCGAUCCUGAAUAUUUAACCAAUGGAUUACUAUUAUAAACAGCCAAAUUAUUCUAAGUAUUGGUUGAGAAUUUAAAAUUGAAAAGUACAUUAUAGAUAUAAUAUAGAUGCUAAAAUUGAAUUAUUUACAGAUGAAGGACUAUCUCCUUUCUUAUUUGUAGAAGUUGAAGGCUCAGAUGGAGGAGCAGAUGGAACAGUCUUAUUUUAUGGUCAUAUGGAUAAAUAGCCACCAUUUACAGGAUGGAGAGAAGGAUUAUCAGCAUAUGAUCCAAAAAUUAUAAAUGAUAAAUUAUAUGCAAGAGGAGGAGCUGAUGAUUCAUAUUCCGUUUUGGGAUCUGUAAUUGCUAUACGAACAAUUUAAGAUUUAGGAUUAAAACAUCCUAGAGUAGUGAUGAUAUUUGAAGCUGAUGAGGAGAGUGGAUCAGAUCAUAUAGAACAUUAUUUGAAUAAAUUAAAAGAUAGAAUAGGAAAUGUUGAUUUAAUUGUAUGUUUAGAUUCAGGUUGUGGUAAUUAUGAUUAAUUCUGGUCAACUACAACAUUAAGAGGAUUAGUAGGAGCAAAUGUUACAGUCUAAGUAUUAAAUGAAGGAGUGCAUUCUGGUGAUGCAUCAGGAGUUGUACCAUCUUCAUUCAGAAUUUUCAGAUAAUUAUUAAAUAGAAUUGAUGAUCCUAAAACAGGAGAAGUAGUUGAUGAUUUUCAAGUGACAAUUCCAGGAGAAAGAUAUAUUCAAGCAUAAAAAACAGCUGCUAUUUUUUCAGAAGGAUUAAUCAAUAAGUUUCCUUUACAUGGAAAUACAUAACCAGUCUCUCUUGAUACUUUCAAAACAUAUAUUAACAAAGUUUGGAAAGCUUAACUUGCUAUUGUUGGAGCUGAUGGACUUCCUAAUGCAUAAACUGCUGGUAAUGUAUUGAGACCUGAAACCACUCUAAAAUUAUCAGUUAGACUACCUCCUACUAAGGAUCCAAAAGAGGCUGAAGAAUCAUUUGUGAGAAUUGUAAUAUAUUCUAUUUAACUUAGUUAACAACUAAUGUUCCAUAUGGUGCUACCAUAAAAAUUGAAGGACUCAAUUCAGGAGCUGGUUUUAAUGCUUUAGAUAAUAAACCUUAUCUUGAUUAACUUAUUAAUGAUGCAUCUAACAUAUUUUAUGGAAAAGAAUCAGUUACUUUUGGUGAAGGAGGGUCAAUUCCUUUAAUGAACACACUGUAAUAAUAAUUUCCAAAAGCACAAUUUAUAAUUACAGGAGUCUUAGGUCCUAAUUCAAAUGAACAUGGACCAAAUGAAUGCUUAGAUUUGCCUUAUACUAAGAAGUUGAUUAGCUGUAUUGCUUAUAUUGUUAGUGGAGCAUAAGAGCACUUAAAAAAAUGAGU
This is a messenger RNA of Paramecium pentaurelia, 1490 nucleotides long. The record is from the annotation of a GenBank genome assembly. Lineage: Eukaryota; Ciliophora; Oligohymenophorea; Peniculida; Parameciidae.